Molecule: messenger RNA, 480 nt
Organism: Lolium perenne
Lineage: Eukaryota; Viridiplantae; Streptophyta; Magnoliopsida; Poales; Poaceae
Source: RefSeq, a predicted model, not a curated record
AUGGACGAUGGUUGGGAGUUCCUCAUAUGGGUUCUCGCGACCUUCCUUUUCAGUAUCCUCGUACUGGCCAUCAUGGACUGCAUCGAGAGGCGACAAAGACGACUGGAGGAUGAAGCCGCGAUCGGGGCUGCGGUGGCGACGGAGAUGGCCCGGGCGGACGGCGCUGCGGCGAUAGUGCGCGAGAUACUGGACUACGUGUCGUUGCCACGGCAGCACCAGCCGGGCGGCGCUGCUGCUGCUGCCGCGGGCGACGGGUCGAGGACGGCAACAGAAAGGCCGGAGUGCGUGUUUUGCCUUGGGGAGCUGGAGGAUGAAGAGAACGCCGAGGAGUGGAUUGUCCUCAAGACGUGCAGGCACGAGUUUCACCGGAAGUGCAUGGCCAAGUGGAUCCUGCAGAAGAAGAGCAGCUGCCCCACAUGCAGAGCACUGGUGUGGCCAGACGUAUUGCCGGAAACGCCGCCUCUUGCUGAUAUGGUCUAG